AUGUACUUGUCUCUUCCAUUGCUCAAAGGCGACGACAGCGACAACGAUAACUACACUACGACGACGGAUACAGCUAAUGUCGACCUGAGCAUUGGCACUGGCUCUGGCACUCUCCGUCUCUUUCCUUCUUCUCCUUCUCUUUCUCUUCGUUCUCACAUCUCUUGCGGUUGCCAGCCCACGCCCACGCCCACGCCCACGCCCACGCCCAUGCCCUCACCCAUCCCCGCACCUCCAGUUCCCGAUCUUAGAGGAAGAUGUACUUUGCACGAGAACCUCGCAUGCCUUUUCUAG
Molecule: messenger RNA, 291 nt
Organism: Colletotrichum abscissum
Lineage: Eukaryota; Fungi; Ascomycota; Sordariomycetes; Glomerellales; Glomerellaceae
Exons: 1
Coding region: 1-291 (96 amino acids)
Source: RefSeq, a predicted model, not a curated record